Cylicostephanus goldi is the source of this 194-nucleotide messenger RNA. NCBI's taxonomy places the organism in Eukaryota, Metazoa, Nematoda, Chromadorea, Rhabditida, Strongylidae. The record is from the annotation of a GenBank genome assembly.
AUGAAAGGAGCAAUGGGUGGAAAGGAUCUCCUCUCCGCAGCUGACGAAAUCCAGAAAAUGGCCGAAACAACAUUAGGAGGAAAAUUCGAAACUGUCGUUGCAUUGGAUGAUUUCGCUUACAAAUCUCAUUUCAAGGUAAGUUUCCAUUGUAAUAAAUAUUUGUGCGCUUCACCUCAGUCACUGUGGUUCUAAUU